GAGAUGGAGAAGGACCUCAAGGCGCAGGAAAAGGAGCUGACGGACGACAUCACCAGUCUGGCGAAGAAGAGCAAGUAUUUGGAGAAACAGUUCAACGAUGCCCAAGCGCAGCUAAGAGAUAUUUUUCACCACGCGCCCAGGCAGCAAUGACCGCAAUCGCGGCGGAUACGUCUCUCUGCUUAUCCCACGCAUCUCAUCUCAAUGAAUGUCAUCAAUUGAAAGAUUGGCUAUUAUGGAAACGCAGAUAUAGAUGUAAAAAGCUGCCUCUUUCUAACGGCGUUGGGCGAUUUAUAAUGCUUGUAAAUUUGGGGACGUCGGCACAUCUAGGUCAAUCAGCCAGACUACCGCUUCGCAUAACGCAGGAACCUGGACGCGAUCACGGUAGCGAUGAUGUUGAACACUGCAAGCGGAGGUCAGAUGCGUCGGGCGGGCUGACAGAUAGAAGCGGACUUACCAGCGAAGACGAGGACGAUGAACA
This is a messenger RNA of Mycena citricolor, 478 nucleotides long. NCBI's taxonomy places the organism in Eukaryota, Fungi, Basidiomycota, Agaricomycetes, Agaricales, Mycenaceae. The record is from the annotation of a GenBank genome assembly.